Fukomys damarensis (Damara mole-rat) is the source of this 482-nucleotide messenger RNA. RefSeq names its product LY6/PLAUR domain containing 2 (gene Lypd2). The transcript is spliced from 3 exons. Gene Ontology annotation, molecular function: acetylcholine receptor inhibitor activity. The record is from RefSeq and is a predicted model, not a curated record. NCBI's taxonomy places the organism in Eukaryota, Metazoa, Chordata, Mammalia, Rodentia, Bathyergidae. The coding region runs from base 70 to 450 and encodes 126 amino acids.
ACCUGUUGGACCACCGCACUUGGCGUUCAGCCUGGCAAGCAGAGAACAAGGAUCCCAACCACGCAGAGGAUGUGGCUGGUGUUGCUGGUUCUGGCCUUGGCCGCCCACGGGGAGCUCGUGUUGGCCUUGCAGUGCUACACCUGUCAUGAACCCACGGGCGUAGCCAGCUGCAUCGUCAUCUCCGAAUGCAAUGCCAACGAAACCAUGUGCAAGACCACGCUGUACUCCUUGGAGAUUGUGUUCCCCUUCCUGGGGGACUCCACAGUGACCAAGUCCUGCUCCAGCAAGUGUGAGCCCUCGGAUGUGGAUGGCAUCGGACAGACCCGACCUGUUUCCUGCUGCAAUACUGACCUGUGCAACGUGGACAGGGCACCUGCCCUGAGUGGUGCUCACAGCCUGGCCCUUGCCUUUGCCCUUUCUGUUGCCCACCUCAUGGGCCUUGAGCUCUAAGCCAGCCUGCACCACUGCCUCCCACCCCACCC